UGUUCUCCUUCAUUCACAGCUCUGCCGCUUUUGAUGCGGGAUAUUAGACAUCUUUUGAAACAGCAUUCAAACGUCCAUGUGUAAUUCUUUGCACAAUGGAUUAAUCUGUUUCUUCGCAAGGAACUUGUUUAAGCAAAGGCUAUGGCUUCUAGCGCCAGUAAAAUGUUGCAGCCCGGAGGAGCCUGCAACGGCACUGCUGCAGACUACCCUAACAUUGAUCAGGAAUUCUACGACUAUCAGAUGCAUAUGAAAAUGUGCAAAAAGAUUGCACAACUAACAAAGGUGAUUUACGCCCUGAACACCAAAUGCGAUGAGCACGAGUCGACGCUGCAGGCCCUGCAGGAUGCCCACCAGGAGGAGAUCCAGCGCAUCAUGGGGGAGAUGCAGGAGAAGAUCCAGCAGUACAAGAGCCGGGUGGGGGAGGAGAUGGACCUGAGACAGCGGCUGCAGGCCAUGGAGGAGGCUCUGGAGCAGCACGAGCAGCGCAAGGAAGAGGCGCUCAACGACUUCGAGACGUACCGGCGGCAGACUGAGGAGCGCGAGCUGACGACCGAGACGGAGCACGCAGAGCGCAUCAUGUCCCUGUCCAAAGAGAUGCUGGACAUGAAGAAAGACUUUGAGAACAAGCUCCAGAGCUUCUCCAAGCUGAGGAAGCAGCUAGAACAAGACAAGGAGAAGGCUGUGGCCGAGCUGGAGAGAGCGAGCCAGGAGUCCUUGAGCCUGCAGGACGAGUGCCGGGUGUUGCGGAGGAGCAGCGUGGACGAGAGGGGCCGGCUGGAGGAGAUGUGCAACUCCAAGACGCAGGCUUUGUGGGAAGAGGUGGAGGUGCUCAGGGCUGAAAAGCUCAAGCUGACAGAAGAGUUCAACCAGAAUAUCUGCAGCCUGAAGGCCGUCCAUGAGGAAGAGCAGGAGGUCCUGAAGAGAUCUCUGCAGCAGUCAGUGACUGAAACACUGAAACAGUGGCAGCAGCGGGAGCUGGAGCAGAGGAAAGCCCUGCAGGCUGCCCUGCAGCAAAAGCUGAAGAGAAUGGAGGGGGAACUCGAGGUUAAAGGUCAGAGGUUAAAUGACUGCAAGAGGCAUUCGGUCAAACUACAGGAGAGUAUACAGGAAUUGGAAACGCAGCUUCAGGAAGCACGUUGCAAAAUGUCUGAGGCCGUCGCCAACAUGAGGAAAUCAGAGGAGGAGCUGUCAGUGGCUAAAGAGCGGCUCAUACUGCAGGAGAAUGAGAUACUGAAUAAAUCAGAGGCGCUGAUGAUUCACUGCUCAUCUCAGAACAAGGCGUCUGCUGAGGUGGAAGAGUCAAGAAAUCAGGUGUUGCAGUUUCAGAAGCGUAUCAGGGAGCUGGAGCAGAAGAGCAAUGGAAAGAACACUGAGCACGCCCAGCAAGUGAGACAGCAUGUGGAAGCUCUUACUGCACAGAAGCAGGACCUCCAGCAAACACACAAAGAAGAGCUCCGGAAAUGGAAGCGUCAGUCUGAUGAGGAGAAGACACGUUUGAAAGAGCAGCUGAUGAAGGCCUUGGAGGAGGUUAUGAGGAAACAUGCAGUGGAGCUCAAGUCAGUGCAGACUUCCCUGGAAACCGAGAGAUGGAAGACACAAAAGGAUCUCCAGACCGAAGUGGAAGAGUCCAAAAAGAGAAUGGAGAAUGAGAGACAACAGCUGGAGAAAGUGAAAGAUGUCCUUUCCAGCAAACUCCAGGAAUCCAUCAGUGAGGUUUCCACACUAGAGAGUCUAAUGCAGCAAAGUGCUCACUCCAGCAAGUCCAGCGAGAGGCUGAGCAAAGAGCUGGAUGAGACCCGCCUCACUAUCUCUGAGUUAAAGGAGGAAUUGGAGCAACAAAAAGAAAAACAUCAAAAAGAGAUAUCAGAUUUGGAAAUGGAAAACCAAAAAAAUAGAGACCAGAUUUUAGGACAGGUCAAAGCAAAAUAUAAAGAAAAAACAAGGCUUGAAUGUGACCGGCUUUGCGAGCGCUUAAAGAAAGAACAUGCAGAAAAACAGCUCUCUGCUCUGAAUCACAUGCAGAAAGAGAAAGAGACUGAAAUCCAGAAGAUCAAUGAGGAAUGGCGAAAGGAAACUGAAGCACUCCAAUCGCAGCACGGUGAACAGAAGCUUGAAUCAAACCAGCUGUUGUCCCAAGAUGCUUUGCAGGAACUUGAGGCUCAGUUCACCAAAGAAAAGGAAAAACUGAAGCAGGAACUUCAGGACAGUAUUGAACUGAACCGAAACUUGAAAUUCCAGCUGGAUGCAGCAAAUCAACAGAUACUAAAAAAGGAUGACAACAACACAAACCAGGAGCUGAAGGAGGCUGAGGAGCGUCUGCAGAAACAGCAUGAAGAGAAGAUCCGGGAGGAGCAGCAGAGCCACAGGCUGGCCCUACAGUCUCUGGAAGAGAAGGCUGGCAAGGGGAUACUGGCUGAGAGACAAUGUAUGGAGAAGCAGCAGAUAUCUCUCCUGGAAACUCAGAAAGUGGAGCUGACACAACAGCAUGCAGGCUGGUGCCGACAGGUGGCUCAGAGACACAUGAAGCAGAUUGAAGACCUGCAGACCGAGCUCAGCACUCUGAGAGAGUUAAACAUGCAGCAGCAGCAGCAGCAGGAAGAAGGGCAACAGAAUCAGUUUCAAGCCUUAAGGCACCAGCUAGAGGAGUAUCAGAGUGUUGUAUGCAGCCUGAGGAAGGAGAACGCACAUUUGAAAGAUCAGCUGGCUUCACUCAGCUCUGAGGUGGAGUUCAGGAAGCAGGAGGUCUUUCAGCUCCAAAACACUGAGGAGCAACAGAGAAGGUCCAUAGAGGAUGACCUUGUCACCAGGCAUCACAGAGAGCUGGAGUCUUUGAAACAGGAACAGAGGAAGGAGAUUCAAACCAUUGUGUCUGACUUCAGCAGUGCUCAGACCCGUCUCCAAGCAAGAAUAGUCUCCUUGGAAACAGGAAUAAAGGAGAAUGAAGAAAAGUCCAAAAGACGAGAAUCUAGACUGGAGGAUUUACAUGUGAUAGGGAAACUCCAGGAAAAAGUCAGCGUGAGAGACCAUAUUAUCAAACGACUUGUGGAAGAGCGCAAAUGUCAACAGCUUCCUCAGGUGCACAGCGAUGAUGUCAUCAUGAGAGGAUAUGAAAACCGACCACAGCCAGGAAGUUUAACUCCAACACUCAAGAAAAAGAGAUCAGAAGGAACGCCCCCUCGUGUAAUCAGUGUUCCAAACCUUCGCUCCUAUGAGAAAAGCUUCCUGGGAAGUGAACCAAAUCCAGUGAAAAGGUCUCCCCAGGCAGUACAGUCUCCCAAUUCUGACCAUGGCACGAGUGUGUGCAGACCAUUCAAUCCAUCAGCACACGUUCCUGAGCUGAAACCCACAAGGAGCCCAGUGGAAGAGGAACGCCAAGACCCCCAACGUCAAGAGUGGUUUACGAAAUACUUUUCUUUCUAAGAAUUAUUGUACUUGCACACAAAGGCACGUGUGAAUUGGAUGAAAUCUCUCAGAAAUGUUUUUAUAAAACAAUCAUAUAUAGUAUUUACAUGAAUAUGAACUCUAAUCUGAAAAAAAUAUUGUAUUUCGGUAUAAUAAAAUAUAAAAUGCACAAUGCUUUGGUUGCAGUGACAGUUGUGAAAUAAAAGGCACUAU
Messenger RNA from Acipenser ruthenus (sterlet), 3615 nucleotides. Its product is annotated as protein FAM184B-like. Lineage: Eukaryota; Metazoa; Chordata; Actinopteri; Acipenseriformes; Acipenseridae. The transcript is spliced from 18 exons. The coding region runs from base 142 to 3420 and encodes 1092 amino acids. The record is from RefSeq and is a predicted model, not a curated record.